CGUCACUGCCUCACCUCCAUUCAGAGGAAGAAGGCCCAGAACCCCAGCUCUCAGAGAAGCAGAGCUCUGAGCAAGGAGACGCCUCCCAGCUGUGCCCCUCCUGCCGUGGGCUGGAGCCCUGUCUGCUGUAUGGCUCUGUGUCUCCUGGCAGCAGGCCUUGUGGAUUCUGGAGUCACCCAAACCCCGAGAUACCUGAUUAAAGCAAGAGGACAGCGAGGGGCCCUGAGAUGCUCCCCGAUCUCUGGACACCUCUCCGUGUACUGGUACCAACAGGCCCUGGGCCAGGGCCCUGUGUUCCUCGUUCAGUAUUACAGGCAGGAUGUGAGUGGAGAAGCACAGCUUCCGGAUCGAUUCUCAGGAAAACAGUUUAGUGACUUUCACUCUGAGCUGAACUUGAGCUCCUUGGAGCUGACAGACUCAGCCGUGUAUCUCUGUGCCAGCAGCCAAGACACAGCCCUGCAUGAUCAGGUGCCUCUGAGACAGAAACACUCCUGCCCCAGCUCAGGAACUGGCUUUGAGAGUGCCUGCCUGCCUGUCAGGCCUAGAUAGAUCCGAUAGUCUCUCCCAGACAUACUUCCUCUGCUGUGUUUUAAUGCUUCCAAAGAUCAUUCUAGGUAAGAAUUAUUUUACCUGUUUAUACAUCGGAGGGGAACUGACUUGUCCACAUCUUAUAUGGCAUUACUUUCAGAUCAAGGAAUUUGAUUCAAGUCUGUCUUGAUUACUUGUGGUCUUUGCCCCUAUAAAACUGUCCCCCACAUAGAAUAAAUAAUACACUUAAACACACACACACAUGAACAUAUACACACACAUACUCACAUGCAUGUUUUAAAGCAACUAGCUCACAUAGUUGUUAAGGCUGGUAAGUCCAAAAGCUGCAAGCGGGUCUGGUGCUACUAGAGACUGAGGGGGAGCUGAUGUUUAAGUUCAUAAGCAGAAGAUCUAAUGGUCCAGUGAGAAGGCCAUCGGCUGACAAUUAUCUCUUACUUGGAGAAGGAUCAACGUUUUCGUCUAUUCAUCUCUUUACUUGGUGUCAUGAAGGCCACUGACAUUAUGGAGGGUCAUCUGCUUUAUGAACUAAAAGGUUACUCUAAUCUAUUAUUAAAAUAUACUUAUUCACAUGUUAAGUUUUCCAGAAACACCCCCUUAGGAGCAUCCAGAAAAAUAAAGCUAAAUAUCCACGGCAGAGUCAAGUUGACAGUCAGUUGGGUCUGACUCUGUGUGACCCCCUGGACCCCAGCACUCCAACCUCCCUGUCCAUCACCAACUCCCUGGGUUUACCCAAAGGCAUAUCCAUUGAGAUGGUGAUGCCAU
Messenger RNA from Bubalus bubalis (water buffalo), 1311 nucleotides. Its product is annotated as T cell receptor beta variable 9. Gene Ontology annotation, biological process: cell surface receptor signaling pathway. The transcript is spliced from 2 exons. The annotation marks the transcript as partial. NCBI's taxonomy places the organism in Eukaryota, Metazoa, Chordata, Mammalia, Artiodactyla, Bovidae. The record is from RefSeq and is a predicted model, not a curated record. Gene Ontology annotation, cellular component: plasma membrane.